Molecule: messenger RNA, 1401 nt
Organism: Cynara cardunculus var. scolymus (artichoke)
Lineage: Eukaryota; Viridiplantae; Streptophyta; Magnoliopsida; Asterales; Asteraceae
Product: piriformospora indica-insensitive protein 2-like
Exons: 2
Coding region: 4-1401 (465 amino acids)
Cellular component (GO): plasma membrane
Molecular function (GO): protein binding
Source: RefSeq, a predicted model, not a curated record
GUUAUGAUUGUGAUACUGAGCUUGAUUGGGAUAUGCGUCAAUGGAGAAAAUGGUGAAUAUGAAGGUGUGGAAGGAGGAGCUCCAAUGGUGAAAACAGAGCAAGAAGCUUUGUACUCUGCUAUCCAAGGUUUUGUGGGUCAAUGGUGGAAUGGCUCGUAUCUUUAUCCUGAUCCUUGUGGUUGGACUCCUAUUCAGGGUGUUUCUUGUGAUAUUUUUGAUGGAUUCUGGUAUGUCACAGACUUAAACAUUGGUUCCGUUGAUGAUAACUCUCUUGCCUGUGCUCCAUAUGUUGAAUUUAGACCCCAUUUGUUUCAACUCAACCACCUCAAAUCACUUGCAUUCUUUCACUGCUUUGUGGCACCCAUUCCAAUUCCUUCCGGAAACUGGGCUGCGUUUUCGGGUAGCCUCGAGUCUCUCGAGUUCAGGUCGAACCUUGGUCUCACCGGAAACAUCCCACCUGAUUUUGGUCAACUCGAAAAGCUUCAAUCUUUGGUGGUAAUCGAAAACGGAUUAUCGGGUGGUUUACCGGAAAACAUUGGUAACCUGACUCGUUUGAAGAGAUUGGUGUUAUCUGGGAAUGGGUUCACGGGUGAAAUCGGAGAUAGUUAUGGUUAUUUGAGUGAGUUAUUGAUCUUGGAUUUGAGUAGAAACUCAUUAUCUGGGAGUUUGCCUUUGACUUUUGGAGGGUUGACUUCUCUCUUGAAGCUUGACUUGAGUGAAAACCAAUUAGAAGGGAGAAUCCCAAGUGAGAUUAGCAAUUUGAAGAACCUAACCCUUCUGGAUCUUAGUAACAACAAGAUUUCUGGUGGGUUGACCAAAUCAAUUCAAGAAAUGUGUUCAUUACAAGAGUUGGUUUUGUCAAGAAACCCAAUCGGAGAUGAUCUCAUGAACAUCGAGUGGCAAAAUCUUCAAGGGCUCAUGGUGUUGGAUCUUUCGAGCACACGAUUGAUGGGUGGUAUUCCGGAGUCCCUUUCGCAGUUGAAAAAGCUAAGAUUUUUGGGUCUUCACGACAAUCAUCUCUCGAGUAAUCUCUCAUCAAAGUUGGCAGAAUUACCGGAUCUAACUUCACUAUACGUGUAUGGAAACAACCUCACAGGAGAGCUCAAAUUCACUCGAGGGUUCUACGGUAAAAUGGGUAGGCGAUUCGGGGCAUGGAAUAACUCUAACCUAUGCAUCCCAGUUGAUUUCAUACCUACAAAAUUUAGCCCUUACGGAAUAAAGGCUUGUCAAGAAGUUACCAUGAGUGAGGUCAGUUUUCGUGAUUCUGGUUCAAAGAUGGUAAAUGAGAACCAUAACCUGGAUUCCCAUUUCACGACUUCUUUAAGUCGCUCAAAAUAUAAAUCCGACAUGACUUGGUGCGUGUUUAUGAUAAUUAUCCUUUUAAUUAACUUGUUCAUGUAA